Aspergillus fumigatus Af293 is the source of this 972-nucleotide messenger RNA. Lineage: Eukaryota; Fungi; Ascomycota; Eurotiomycetes; Eurotiales; Aspergillaceae. The record is from RefSeq and is a predicted model, not a curated record.
AUGGAUUUUGAUUUUUUUGCGGAUUUCGAAGACACCGAAAAGACCAUAUUAUUAUUUGUUCCUCCCCACGUUCACGCCAACACCCGCCAAUCCUCGGUCGACCCUUUUCGUUCUGUCCUUUCGUGUAUAUCAAGCAAGCGCAACUUCGUCACAAUGGCAAAGGACAAGUCCGAGAAGAAGGACAAGCGCGAGAAGAAGGAGAAGCGCUCAGAGAAGGACGGCGUCCACAAGAGCAAGAAGGACAAGAAGGAAAAGAAGGACAAGACUGUUCUCGUUGAGGCAGUAGAGCAAGAGCUUACUAGCAAGGUUCUAGAUGGGAUCGAUAAAGCUGUUGCUGCCGAGACUGCCGUCAAUGGAACUGCUGAGGCUGAGAUGGAGGUUGACAGCCGCCCCGUUGGCGCACUUGUGCCAUUUGCCAACCCUCUGGUUGAGGACAAGCAGGCCAAGAAGGUUCUCAAGAGUGUGAAGAAGGGUGAGUAUUCCGAAAAUCAUUUGGACAAUCUGUAUAUCAAGAGCUCUAUUUCUCAGAGCGAAAAGACAUCGACUGGGUUAAUCGUGUACUGUGUUGCUAAUAACCUUCUAGCUGCCGUAAACAAGUGCCUGAAACGCGGUGUCAAGGAAGUCGUCAAGGCUCUUCGCAAAUCGCCCACUCCCGCCGCCAAUGCUGCUAUCUCCACUCCCACUGGCAUCGUCAUCCUUGCCGCUGACAUUUCACCUAUGGACGUCAUCUCACAUAUCCCCGUUCUCUGCGAAGACCACGGUAUCCCGUAUGUUUUUGUCACAUCGCGAGCCGAGCUGGGUAACUCGGCUGCUACCAAGCGCCCGACCAGUGUCGUCAUGGUUGUGCCCAAGUCAGCCUCCAAGGGCAAGAAGAAGGACGGCGAGUCGGAAGCCGAUGGAGAGGAUUUCAGCGAAGUCUAUGAAGAGUUGGUGAAGCUCGUCCAGAAAGAGUCCAAGAAGGUGAACCUGUAA